Rotaria sordida is the source of this 840-nucleotide messenger RNA. Lineage: Eukaryota; Metazoa; Rotifera; Eurotatoria; Philodinida; Philodinidae. The record is from the annotation of a GenBank genome assembly.
AUGAGUAUAUUAGUAAGAUUGAAGAAUAAACUUCAAGAUCCAUCAUUAUAUGAAACGAAGAUUCGCGAAUUUGAUGAAUGUAUGUUACUUCUUAAAACUGAAAAUGUUGAAUUGCACAAACGUAUUGAUCAACUUGAAGCAUUGUAUAAAACAAGUAUGAGAACUCAUCAUACACAUUUUCUUGAAGAACAUAUACGACAACUUGAACAAGAAAAUGAAAGAUUAUUUUUUGAAAAUCAAUGUCAACGACAAGAAUAUGAACGUUUUCUUGAUCAACUAACAACAAUGGUUAUACGAACAGCUGUUAUGCAAGAAGUAGGAAAAUGAUUAAGAUUUGUGUAUUUUUUUUCUUUCGAUUUGUUUUGAUUCAGAAAUAAUCUUAUCUUUUUUCCUGAUAGAAAAUAUAAAGGCAAUCUAUAAUUAAUUAUUGAAAAAAAAAGGUUUUGAUUUUCAUUAUUUGUCUUGUAAUCAUUUUCUACAUUGACAGGAAGCAUUGCAACAGACUGUAGCAACAUAUGUCGUGGAACAUUUAUUUCUUUUUCUUUUGUAUAGAUGAUGGUUAAUGAUGUGAGAUCAGCAAUCAUAGAUAGUAAUUUUUAUUUCUUACGUGAAAGCGGAUGUAAUAGAAGAAUUCAUCAACAUUGAUGCUUUUUUUUUUUAUUUUUCAUAUCAAAAUAAUAAAUGAAUCGAGAAAUUAUCUUUCAGCUUUUUUUUUUGUUCAUUACAAGGACAAUUCCUUAAUAUAAGAAAAAAAAAGAAAAUGAAAACGAUCUUUCAGAUGAUGCCGACGAGACAGCUUCAUUUUCAUAUAAUAUUCUGUGUCAAAGGGUUAGCACACGA